CGAGAGCACGAAAAGAGAAACAAUCCGACCCGAAAAAAAAACACCCGAACGAAUCGCGGAAGGUAAGGUGAGCAAAAUCAAGCAAGAACAAUGCCAUUGCCAACGGUCGUUUCCCCUUUCUCAUCUUUCUCGGCCAUCUUUACCGCGCGCUCUUCACUCCCUCCAAAACGCAACGUUUCCCCUUACCCCCUUUCCAUUCUCUCUCGCAGAGACAUUGCUCUGCUUUCCUUUCUCGCUCUCGCUCCACCUGCCUCCGCCAUUGACUUUGGCAUCUCAGGACCGAAGAAUUGGCUCAAAGAGCAGAAAAAGAAAUCCUCUAAGUUCCUAUUGGCACCCGUCGAUGCCUCCCGCGAAAUUCUUCGCUCUGCCUAUCUCAUGCUCACGGAAUCCGACGCUACUUAUACGGAUGAGGAUUUAGAGAAGAUUCAGCAGCUCUUUGUAUCCGCUGCUAGGGAUUGCGUACCACAGGACCGGAAUUCUUUCGUCACUUUCCAAGCCAACACCGGAGUAGAGGUGUGCACAUUUCGGUUGGUUGUGAAGAAUGCAGCUUCAUUGCUCGGAGAUAAGGAUCCUGUGAAGUUGAAAGCCGAAGCUUUGCUAGAUAAUCUUAUAAGAUCUUUCACCUCAAUCAGUGGGCUGGCAAACAAAACUGACAUUCGACUUGCAUCAGAUAGAACAAAGAUAGCUGAUGCUGUAUCAAAUACCAUAUCUUCUCUUGACAAAUUUGAGCAGGGAAUCAGGGAUUGCCUUGAAAUCUGACUGUAUAGGAAUCGGAUAGCCUAUACUACUUUUUGAUGUGGAAAGUUGAUCAUUAAAAAACUCACGCAAGGCUAUUGGUGUAAUCAGCAAUUUUCUUUUAGCACCGCGGUGUGUGACUGCCGAGAAUAUCGAAAUAUGCUUUUGUCCUACUUAAGUUACUUGUUAGUUCUCAAUCUAAAAUCUGUAAGCACUCUGUCAAGAGUCAAGACGGAUCUGAUAUUCUUUUUCAAUGCAUGCUCUUGUUGAUAGCUUUAUCCUUUUGAUAUUUACAGGGUAUGUUCAUAAUUUGCAAAUACUGAAUAUGUAAUUAACUUUCGAGUCUCAAAAUUUGAAUAUUUUUUCAGGUUCCUUUUUUUUAAAAAAAAAAUUCUCUGAACGUUUCUUUCUUCUUGA
Cajanus cajan (pigeon pea) is the source of this 1152-nucleotide messenger RNA. Its product is annotated as plasma membrane fusion protein. Gene Ontology annotation, cellular component: chloroplast. The record is from RefSeq and is a predicted model, not a curated record. Lineage: Eukaryota; Viridiplantae; Streptophyta; Magnoliopsida; Fabales; Fabaceae.